AUGACAAAAGAAGAGAGCAAUGCUCAGCAGAGCACGCAAGAAGACGACGAUGAGCCCGAUGAAUGGGACAAGCGGAUCUUUAGCACUGGAUGCGCGGAUGAGAACGCAAAAAUGACCGACUGCUACUUUGAAAAGAAGGAUUGGCGCGCAUGCGCUGCAGAAAUGGAGCAAUUCAAACAGUGCUGGAAGGCUCAUAACAACGACCAACGUACAGAGACCAAGGACAAUUGA
This is a messenger RNA of Fusarium proliferatum ET1, 231 nucleotides long. RefSeq lists its product as uncharacterized. The coding region runs from base 1 to 231 and encodes 76 amino acids. Gene Ontology annotation, biological process: mitochondrial respiratory chain complex IV assembly. Gene Ontology annotation, cellular component: mitochondrial intermembrane space. The record is from RefSeq and is a predicted model, not a curated record. The transcript is spliced from 4 exons. NCBI's taxonomy places the organism in Eukaryota, Fungi, Ascomycota, Sordariomycetes, Hypocreales, Nectriaceae.